CGAGUAGGAGAAGAAUUCAAUCAGGAGUGUGUGGUGCCUACUUUGAAACAUGGUGGCGGUAGCGUAAUGGUCUGGGGCUGCAUGAGUGCUUCAGGAGUGGGAGAAAUGUUCGUGUGUGAGGGUCGCAUGGAUGCCACAAAGUACAUAAACGUACUCGAAAAUGCUCUUUUGCCGUCGUUUACUGCAUUUUAUGGCGAUACCAACAUGAACGGCGUCAAAUUUCAGCAGGACAAUGCGCCUUGCCAUAAAGCUGCACGGACAAUGGCUUGGUUCAGAGAAAACUGCAUCGAGCUUCUGGAUUGGCCAGCCCAGUCACCAGACUUGAACCCGAUUGAACAUUUGUGGGGCUUAUUGAAGCGCAAGAUCAGGCGUCAUACAUUCAAGAAUAAAGAAGACCUGAAGCGCCGUCUACGUGAGGAAUGGAACGCUUUAACUUACGAAGAAUGUAAUAAACUUGUACGAUCUUUACCUAAAAGAAUUUCUGCCGUGAUUAAGGCGAAGGGUGGUACCACAAAAUAUUGAUUUUCUUUCAAUACUAAGCCAUAUAAAGCUAGAAAAAAUUGUGUUAAUUUCUCCCAACUUAAUGGUCCCCUAGAAUUUAAAGAUAUCGAGCGUGCUCAAUACUUUUGGCCAAGGCUGUAUAUUAC
Molecule: messenger RNA, 647 nt
Organism: Acanthoscelides obtectus
Lineage: Eukaryota; Metazoa; Arthropoda; Insecta; Coleoptera; Chrysomelidae
Source: the annotation of a GenBank genome assembly